Rattus rattus (black rat) is the source of this 730-nucleotide messenger RNA. RefSeq names its product selenoprotein K (gene Selenok). Gene Ontology annotation, cellular component: Golgi apparatus; endoplasmic reticulum membrane. The transcript is spliced from 5 exons. Gene Ontology annotation, biological process: calcium ion transport; endoplasmic reticulum calcium ion homeostasis. Lineage: Eukaryota; Metazoa; Chordata; Mammalia; Rodentia; Muridae. Bases 94 to 369 code for a protein of 91 amino acids. The record is from RefSeq and is a predicted model, not a curated record.
CCUGUGACGUAAGGGCGGGGCGGGAGGGGAGGUACGGCAACAUCAGGGCGUCCGGUCUUCUCUGUCGCUAGGAAGCGGGCAACCGGAGGAAAGAUGGUUUACAUCUCGAAUGGUCAGGUGUUAGACAGCCGGAAUCAGUCCCCCUGGAGAUUGUCUUUCAUAACAGAUUUCUUCUGGGGAAUAGCAGAAUUUGUGGUUUUUUUUUUCAAAACUCUGCUUCAGCAAGAUGUGAAGAAAAGAAGAGGCUACGGGGGCUCCUCUGAUUCCAGAUACGAUGACGGAAGAGGGCCACCAGGAAACCCUCCACGAAGAAUGGGUCGGAUCAGUCACCUUCGUGGCCCCAGCCCUCCUCCAAUGGCCGGUGGAUGAGGAAGGUAAACGUCUGCUCUGAGAAGCAGACAACUAGACAUACACGCGUAGAAGGGAACCAUCAAGGUUGAGGAGCGGCUCAUGAGGAGAAGAUGGUGUAUGUCCAAACAAGGACUGCUCUGUGUCCUCACAGAGAAUGAGGUCAUGCUGGGAACUCCCUCUGCAGGAUCUGGCCUGACUGAUGUGCAGUUCUAUAAAUGUACAUGUGUGUCUCCUUAUCUGUUUUGUAUAGUUUACUAAAGUUAAUAUAGAUUUAAGAAGUAAAUAUUUUUAGGUUGCAAAACUUGAUUCUUCAUCUUUAUAUGAUUAUACCCAAAAUCCUUGAUCUGGAAGAAAUAAAGGCCAUGUAGUUAGUCCUGGA